This is a messenger RNA of Staurois parvus, 267 nucleotides long. The record is from the annotation of a GenBank genome assembly. NCBI's taxonomy places the organism in Eukaryota, Metazoa, Chordata, Amphibia, Anura, Ranidae.
UGCCAGUCAGUGCCACCUAUCAAUGUCAAUCAGUGCCACCUAUCAGUGCCCACCAGUGCCACCUAUCAGUGCCAGUCAGUGCCGCCUAUCAGUGCCAUGCCUGCCAGUGCCGCCUAUCAGUGCCAGUCAGUGCCGCCUAACAGUGCCAGUCAGUGCCGCCUAACAGUGCCACCUAUCAGUGCCAUGUAUCAGUGCUGCCUUUCAGUGCCCAUCAGUGAUGCCUGUCAAUGCCCAUCAGUGCCACCUACCAUUGCCUCCUUAUCAGUG